Aaosphaeria arxii CBS 175.79 is the source of this 1750-nucleotide messenger RNA. RefSeq names its product FAD/NAD(P)-binding domain-containing protein. Lineage: Eukaryota; Fungi; Ascomycota; Dothideomycetes; Pleosporales. The record is from RefSeq and is a predicted model, not a curated record. Bases 183 to 1559 code for a protein of 458 amino acids. Gene Ontology annotation, cellular component: cytoplasm. Gene Ontology annotation, molecular function: flavin adenine dinucleotide binding; electron-transferring-flavoprotein dehydrogenase activity. The transcript is spliced from 3 exons.
GAUGACAUCGUUCUCUGGGCCGACAUCGGUUAGAGCGAGACUAGUCGCGUCUUCCCGGCAAACGUAUAUAGGCCGAAAGAUCUGAUAAAGUUUAUCAGAUCUUUCUCUUUCCCUCCCCUUCUCCUCCUCUCUCCUCCCCAUUCUCAUUUUCGGGUUUUAUUUUUCUAUUCAUAUAUUUCGAAAUGAGAUACCAGACUUCAGCCGAGGGGCUCAACUCCCUUAAUGCGAUGGGAUCGUUGUCGCUCUCCGCGCCGCACAGAGUCCUCAUUGUGGGGUGUGCCUAUGCUGGCAUCACGGCCCUGACCACGCUACUAGCAUUGAGAGACGGCAAGGUCAAGGACACAAUGUACCAGAACUACGCCGAGGGACUCAAGGGAACCAAAUCAAAGAACGGUGUCGAGAUCACCGUGAUUGAUUCUCGCGAUGGCUACUUCCACUCCGUCGGUGCUCCCCUUGCCCACGUGACACCAAAGUUCACUUCGAAGAUGUGGAAGCGAUUCUCGCACAUCAACGAGUUCCGAUCACAGAAGGAUCUCACCUUCAAGCACGGAUCCGUCACCAAGAUCGACCCAGAGGCAAAGGUCGCAGAAUGGCAGGAUCGCAGCGGCAAGACCCAACACCAGGGCUAUGACUACGUUAUUGUGUCUACGGGUCUCAAGAGGCACUGGCCGGCCGUUCCAAAGUACGGAAGCUAUCAUGAGUAUAUGAAGGACGGAGCGGAUCUUCACAAGAGGAUCACUGGUGGAAGCGAGGCUUCACAGAAGGGCCGCAAGGUCGUCAUCAUUGGCGCUGGCGCCGUUGGAAUUGAAUUCGCUGGCGAGAUCAAGAACUACUAUCCAGAAAUCGAGGUGACCCUCGUCCACUCCCGCAAAGAAGUCCUAUCCUCAGAGCCACUCCCCUCAGAGGUCAAGGAGAAAGUCAAGGACCUUCUUAUCGAAGAGGGUGUCAAAGUCGUCCUCGGCAACCGCGCCACCAUUACCGACCUCGACGACGGCAUGCAGCAUGUCACUCUCGCCAACGGCGAGACCCUGACCGCCCACCUCGCACUCGACACGACCCGCAAGGGAUCCCCCACCACCGGCUUCAUGCCCGCCGAUUCUCUCGACGAGAACAAGGAGAUGAUGAUCACGACCGAAAUCCACAUGAAGAACGUGAUCCCCAACCACGAGGCUCACUUCGGCGCUGGAGACUGCGUCGCAUGGACUGGCAUCAAGCGUGCCGGUGGAGCCAUGUACAUGGGCGAGGUCGCGAGCGCCAACGUCUACGCUAGCAUCCUUAACUCCGAGAAGGCGGAAGGUGAGGAGAAAUUGAAGCUCGCGACUCUCACUCCGUACGAGAACGUCAUUGGCAUCGCUGUCGGAAAGCAGUGCUUGACGUACGGCAAGGAUGGAAUGAAGUUCGGCGUCCAGCUCAUGCAGGACUACUUCGGUCCUGAUCUCGGCUGGACCGGUAACAUCGCGUACUUGGGUCUGACCGAUCUUGUGGAGAAGGACGUGUUGGAGGGCAAGGAGGUCCAGAUGAGCGAUGUGGGGCUCAAGACUGUUCCUACCGCCGCAUGAGAGAUUUCAUGAUUUUUAUGUUGGGUUGGCGUUGGUGGGUACGUGAUUUGUUGUACAAACCUAUACCAUCAUUCUUUUACGUUGGAUCUCCCGCCUCGAGGUAUACACAUCGCGUAUUACUCAAAUUGCGAUAGAGAGCUUCAUGAUAGUAUCUAAUGAGAACAUAUAAUGAUCUAUGACUCGGGUUUCAG